This is a messenger RNA of Sycon ciliatum, 1380 nucleotides long. RefSeq lists its product as uncharacterized. The record is from RefSeq and is a predicted model, not a curated record. The transcript has a single exon. NCBI's taxonomy places the organism in Eukaryota, Metazoa, Porifera, Calcarea, Leucosolenida, Sycettidae. Bases 1 to 1380 code for a protein of 459 amino acids.
AUGACCAAGCGGCAAGCUCUCAGCACAGUGAUGGCGGUGUUUGAUCCGCUCGGACUACUUGCCUGCUUCACCAUCCGAGCCCGAGUACUACUACAGGACAUCUGGUGCUCUGGUAUCGGCUGGGACGAUGAGCUGCCCACUUCUAUCAAGGUCAGGUGGGAUGAAUGGUGCCAAGACUUGCAAUCGCUUUGCAAAGUCAACAUCCCACGCUGCUACUCACUAGCUGUUGCCGACGCUACCAGUAUUGAGCUGCACACGUUCUGCGACGCGAGUGAGAAAGCUUUCGGUGCUGCCUCAUACUGGCGUUUUCAGUUGAGCAAUGCGUCCGUCGCAACAUCGUUAGUGAUGGCGAAGACCAGAGUGGCGCCACUCAAGCCACUGUCCAUCCCUAGACUCGAGCUGCAAGCUGCCGUUCUGGGCGCACGCCUAUCGUCAGCUGUUCUGCAGCAUCACAGCUUCGACUGCUGCAAGUCCGUUCUGUGGUCCGAUUCUCAGACCGCCCUGAGCUGGAUACGAGCUGAUGCCAGGUGCUACAAGCCGUUUGUGGCACACCGCGUCGGCGAGAUCAAGGAGCUCACCAACGAGUCCAACUGGCGCUGGGUACCCACUGCUGACAACGUAGCCGAUGACCUCUCCCGCGGCGUACCUGUUAUGGAAAUCGUCGAAUCGACACGUUGGCUGCAAGGGCCCGACUUUCUGCGCAACCAACCAGCUAGUUGGCCAUCCGCCGCUCCUGAAGUGGAGCCAGAGGACACGGACCCCGAGCUGAAGCGAGAGUUCUGCGGGGCCACUGUCGCCACGACGUCCCUGCAGGAAGCUCUCCCCGAUAUCGCCAGGUUUUCAUCAUGGAUGCGUCUGGUUCGCACCACAGCCUGGGUGACCCGCUUCGUUGAGCGCCUGAAGGCUAGAGUUGCCAAGAAAGCCGUGAAUCCCAGUAGCGAACUGUUGCCAUCAGAGUUCCGACACGCCCAGCAGCUCUGGUGGGAGAACGUGCAGCAACAGUCGUUCCCUGACGAACUCGCCGCGCUGCAGCAGGGCAAGCCAGUCACCCGCAGCAGCCGCCUGGCAUCGCUGACGCUGACCCUAUUGGACAGCACCAUAGUGGUUCACGGGAGAACAGACAACACGCCUCACUUGUCUGAGUCUACAAAGCGUCCAGUGUUACUACACCCGAUUACUCAUCCUGCAGCACCACGUCUGGGCAGGUCAUCAAGGGCAGGAACAAGUUCGGAACGAUUUACGCCAGCAGUACUGGAUUCCCAGAUCUCGAGCCGCUGUUCGCCGUGCCUGGAACUCCUGUUUGAGGUGCCGUCACUUCGCAGCCACACCGCAGCCACCGGUAAUGGCGCCGCUACCGGAGUGCAGAACCGCAGCGUAUGA